AUGGCGCCUAUGGAGAAGGGCUUCAGCUGGUCCAACAUUGCUGUUGGCGCCACCAUGAACAUGUUUGAAGUCACCACGCUCGGUCAACCUCUCGAGGUGCUCAAGACACAGAUGGCUGCCAACCGCAGUCAACCUAUCGCUCAGGCGUUCCGUACCGUCUGGUCGCGCGGAGGUGUUGCUGGAUUUUAUCAGGGGCUGAUCCCAUGGGCCUGGAUUGAAGCUUCGACCAAAGGCGCCGUCCUCAUCUUUACCUCGUCCGAGAUUGAAAAGUAUACCAGAAAGGCGUUUGAUCUGUCUCCCGCCGGCGCGGGUAUGAUUGGCGGUAUCGGCGGUGGUGUCGCACAAGCGUACGCUACUAUGGGCUUUUGCACUUGCAUGAAGACGGUCGAGAUCACACGACACAAGCAGAGUGUUGCCGGUGCCGCGCCCGAAUCUACGUUCAAAGUAUUUUUGGAUAUCUACCGUCGGGAAGGUAUUGCCGGGAUCAACAAGGGUGUCAAUGCGGUCGCUCUACGACAGGCUACCAACUGGGGCAGUCGGUUUGGUUUCGCACGUCUCGCCGAAAGCUCGCUCCGCAAGGCCAAGGGCAUCAGGGAGGGGGAGAAGCUCGGUGCGGCGGACAAGAUUCUGGCGAGCACAAUUGGGGGAGCGUUGGCGACUUGGAACCAGCCUAUCGAGGUGGUGCGCGUGGAGAUGCAAUCCGCCAUGAAGUCUGCCGAUCCUACGCGACCGGCCAAGAAGACUGUUCUCAACACGCUUUCCUACAUUUACCGCACCAACGGUCUCAAGGGUCUUUACCGAGGUGUCGCGCCGAGGAUUGGGCUGGGCGCGUGGCAGACUAUUUGCAUGGUCAGCUUUGCGGAUUAUGUCAAGGCAGCAAUUGGUACCAGUUAA
This is a messenger RNA of Dioszegia hungarica, 894 nucleotides long. Its product is annotated as mitochondrial carrier domain-containing protein. NCBI's taxonomy places the organism in Eukaryota, Fungi, Basidiomycota, Tremellomycetes, Tremellales, Bulleribasidiaceae. Bases 1 to 894 code for a protein of 297 amino acids. Gene Ontology annotation, biological process: alpha-ketoglutarate transport; mitochondrial citrate transmembrane transport. Gene Ontology annotation, molecular function: tricarboxylate secondary active transmembrane transporter activity. The record is from RefSeq and is a predicted model, not a curated record. Gene Ontology annotation, cellular component: mitochondrion. The transcript has 7 exons.